Molecule: messenger RNA, 622 nt
Organism: Oryza brachyantha (malo sina)
Lineage: Eukaryota; Viridiplantae; Streptophyta; Magnoliopsida; Poales; Poaceae
Exons: 1
Coding region: 51-476 (141 amino acids)
Source: RefSeq, a predicted model, not a curated record
CGUGACCCAUUCAUUUCUCAGAAUUCGUGAGACAGUGAUCGAUCGCGUCCAUGGACGACGACGUCGUCAUCGUUGUUGCAGCGGCGAGGGAGAGGGCGGCGGCGAGGCAGCCGAGCCGGCAGGGGAGCCUCCGGCUGCGCGCGCUCGCGCCGGGGUCCAUCGACGUCCAGGCCGGCGCCGCCGCCGACGCCGAGGUAAUCCCGCUGCUCACGCCGCUCCAUGCCGCCCCGGCGGCGACGGCGGCAUCCGGUCAGCCGUCGUCCGGCGGCCACCAUGCGAUGACGGCGGCCGCAGCGAGCAGGCAUGCGCUGCGCACGGAGGUCGGCGGCGGAGGCGGAGGCGGGCGGUGCGUCGCCGUGGGGAAGACGAGGCUGCCGGCGUGGUGGUGGCACCCGGCGGUGCCGCCGUUCGUGAAUGAUCAGCCGUCGUCGUCGUCGUCGCCGUCGAUUGGGUUUGUGUUCCAGAACUGCGUUUGAUGCUACCUACUGGCUAGCAGAUCAUGUACAGCAAUGGUUUUUAAUUUUGGUUUUGGUUUUGCUGUUUUUGUUUUCUUAACCUAUUAACAUUGUGUAUAAUCAUGGUGUGACCACGAGCCCUUCUUUUUUUUUUCUCGCUUAAACGA